Salvia miltiorrhiza (redroot sage) is the source of this 1052-nucleotide messenger RNA. RefSeq names its product putative late blight resistance protein homolog R1B-13. Lineage: Eukaryota; Viridiplantae; Streptophyta; Magnoliopsida; Lamiales; Lamiaceae. The transcript is spliced from 2 exons. Gene Ontology annotation, molecular function: alpha-tubulin binding. Gene Ontology annotation, biological process: protein folding. Bases 141 to 767 code for a protein of 208 amino acids. The record is from RefSeq and is a predicted model, not a curated record.
CCUCUGGAGAUCUGGACGCUGCCGCUUCUGAAGCAUCUUGUCUCCUUUUUGAUCUUCUACCAAAUCCAGAAGAAGCAGCUUCUGCUCUAAAAGAGCUGGCGACGCUGAUUGUGGUGAAGAAGCUGAUAUGUACAGAAGAGAUGAUGAAGAUGAUUUCCAAUGUGAAGAAGCUGGGAAUCACUUAUUUUGGAGAUAGAUACAAAGAAGACUAUCAGCUCCAGAAUCUUGUUCUUCUGCAGAAUCUUGAGAAGCUGACAUUAAUUGUGAACAAAGAGUCUCCUCUUGAUCAGCAGAAAGCUAAGCCUGUUUUCCCAAAGACGUUGAGAAAGUUAACCUUGAGCGGCUGGCGAUUCCCCUGGAGAUAUAUGAAAGCUGUUGCCUCUCUGCCCCAUCUUCAAGUGCUCAAAUUGAAAGAUCAUGCCUGCGAAGGCGACAAGUGGGACAUUGAUGAAAAGAUCGACGGCGAAGAGAGUGAUGAAGAGAGUGAUGGAGAGGCAGAUGUGUUUCCUGAACUCGAAUAUUUGCUAAUUGAAGAAUCUGAUUUAAAGGUGUGCGUGAUGAAAAAAGGCAACUUCCCAAAACUGAAGCGCCUAGUGUUCAAUGAUUGUGAUAAGCUGAGUAAGAUUCCAGAUGACGUUGGAAAUAUAGCAACACUUGGGCUGAUUGAGGUUGAUCGUGACAACACUUCUCUUGUGGCUUGUGUCCAAGGGAUCCGCGAGAAACAGAAAAAGGAAUAUGACAGGACACUAAAGAUUCGUGAAUUAUAAGGGCUGUUAAGGAAGUAUUGGGAUAAUUAAGCUUGAUUUGAUGAUCCAGAUUUGAAAUCAAGUGUUCUGGAGAAGCAUCACCCUUUGUGUUUUAUUUACUAAACUUUGAUUUACUUAUCUGUUUUUGAAAACCCUGUUUAUUCAGUAUCUUAUUUAUGUAUUUCUUGAUUCGGAUGCGUAUUUUAGUAGACAAAAAGCUUGUUCUACAAACUCUGAAAAGUUCCAUUGUAAUCUGCAGACAUGCGUUGGAUUAAUUAAGUUACAUGGAGCACAACUUUGUUAUUA